GGUCAGUACCUAGAAGGCAGGAACACGUACUUACGCUCAAUGACUAACACUUGUUGGGUUUUUCUAGUUGCAGUUUUCAACAGAUUAAAUCUAGCUAGUUUAUUAAGUUGUGCUAACUUCCUUGUCACUUACGGCUGUGCAUUGAAGACUUCUUGUGUGACAAAAUUUGAAAUAAUACAACCAGUGACAAGAUGUUAAAAUUUUUGCUUUAAAGCAUAUGAUAUGUGAGUGAUAUAUUUUGAAGCAAAAUGACUUGUAUUUUAUUUUAUGGUAACUUUGUUUACCUCGUUGGCGUCCCAACUGUUGUUCUUAGUUUAAGGGUUGUAUCUAGUGACUAUGCUAACGUCGCCCUUAACAAGCCAACACAUCAGGAGAGCCCAGCAGUAGUGUGGGACGCCAGGUUUGAAUCUAGUAACGCUGUAGAUGGACUCAAAUCAAACCAUACUUGGGACGAGGGGCAGUGUGUUGUUUCAGCGUACGGCAAACAAACCGCCACCUGGUGGGUGAACCUGUCCAGCAUCCACAGCAUUCAUCAUAUCAACAUCUAUUUUCGGACAGGCAAUGAAAAAUUGGGUUUUGACCAGCCUCUCAGAGUCACAGUUUCGCCUGGAUAUUUAAGGCUGAAGGAAGGACAGCCAGCAGUGUUCAGAUGUCAGUCCAGUGUACCCGUGCCACUGCGAUGGAGUACAAGCAGCAAUAAAUCUCUGCCUGUGCAAGCCUCGGUUGGGGACAACUAUCUGGAAAUUCCAGAAACGCGGAUUUCGGACUCGGGAUCUUACAAGUGUUUUGCUGUUGGUGAGGAAUCAAGGUUUUUUGCGGUUGCCAGAUUAGAUAUUUAUUCAGAAUGUGAAGCAGACAAAAUGAUGUGUUCCAAUACAAAGUGUGUACCAAUCAGCUUUAUUUGUGACGGAGAUAACGACUGUGGGGACUUCUCCGACGAAAGAAAUUGUACGGGCAACACGUGUAGACCAGACCAAAUGACCUGUUCCAAUGGAAAGUGUGUACCAAUCAGCUACAUCUGUGACGGAGAUAACGACUGUGGCGACCUCUCCGACGAGAGAAACUGUGCAGCCAGCACGUGUGGACCAGACCAAAUGACCUGUUCCAAUGGAAAGUGUGUACCAAUCAGCUACAUCUGUGACGGAGAUAACGACUGUGGCGACCUCUCCGACGAGAGAAACUGUGAAACCAUAUCGUACAUGCCAUCCAACUUCCUUGGUUUUUCGGUGUAUGUCUCAAACACAACAUAUAGGUCACAAGGAACCUUGUGUUUCAAAGACAACAAUUUUACCACAAGUAGCCUGCCUGCAGUGUUCACUAUCAACUGUUCCGUCCACGGACAGUACGUCAUCUACUACAACGAGAGACUCCCUGGUACUGCAUACCCUGACGACUAUUCUAUGUACGCCUUUAAUGACGUCUGUGAGGUGGAGGUCUACGAAUCACUAAAAGAAGACAGUGUGAAUAACUGGCAGACUAUGUUCUACUGUAUGCUGGGUGUUUUUUGCGUUUCGCUAAUCAUCAAUGGACUACUUGUUCAGUGUGUGCAUUCACGAGGAAAACGGCUGAAGAAACAGAGAACAAAUGACGAAGCGCAGUGGAGAAAUGGCGAACUUCUUAAUGUCUCGCAGAACUGUAAUGACUAUGAAAAUUUUCAACAAACUCCUGUUGAAAUAUACGAUACUGUCGUAUAGUCGAUAUAUGUAGAUGGUCACGCUGCUGUGCAUUUUAUUUCAGUGAUUUGGUUAUUUAUCACUCUUGUGUUUCUUAAUUUUAGGCAAAAACUCAAUCCAGCAAAAUUAUUCAAAACAAUUAAACCAGAUAAUUUAUUUAGCGUUUGUCAGUCUGCGAAUCUUUCAAAUGUGAAAUAACACUCUUUAGUGAGAAAAGACAUCAUCUAUCUAUAUAUAUAUAUCUAUCUAUCUAUCUAUCUAUCUAUCUAUCUAUCUAUCUAUCUAUCUAUCUAUCUAUCUAUCUAUCUGUACAAUUUUCCCAUGUCACCCUCUUUAUGGUGUCUGACUGUUUACAAAAUAAUUGACUUCUACUUAAUGUCAAACAUUUUAUUUCUAUAAGUUGUUCUUCGAAAAACUCAGAUACCUGCCGGUUAUGUGUUUCACAGCAAAAAAUAUGAAACGUAGAGAGAGAGAGAGAGAGAGAGAGAGAG
Magallana angulata is the source of this 2164-nucleotide messenger RNA. RefSeq names its product low-density lipoprotein receptor-related protein 2-like. The record is from RefSeq and is a predicted model, not a curated record. Gene Ontology annotation, molecular function: protein binding. Lineage: Eukaryota; Metazoa; Mollusca; Bivalvia; Ostreida; Ostreidae. Gene Ontology annotation, cellular component: plasma membrane. Bases 249 to 1694 code for a protein of 481 amino acids. The transcript is spliced from 11 exons.